AUGAAGGCUGUUUUCGUUGUUGGCGCUCUCGCCGCCUCUGCUGCUGCUCACACGUAUCCAAACUGCGAGCAUGACAACUGCUACCGUGCUCUGAUCAAGGACGGUCUCCAGGACAAGGCCAAGGCCUUUUGCUUCGACUGGCUUGCUGGCACUACCACUGCUGCCUCUGCCAUUCCCACCGACUUCAGCAACUGCAACGUCCAGGCCGCCAGCUCUGCUUGCUCCUGCGUCACUUACACGGCUACGCACACAACUGGUCCUACUACCACCUCUACUCCUCCUCCGGUCACCACUACAACUAGCGAGAAGCCACCUACGACCACUCCCACAACCAGCGAGAAGCCUCCUACCACUAUCCCUACGACCACCAAGACUGAGCAGCCUCCCACAACGACUCCUACCACUCAGGCUCCUCCUACAACCACUGCCACCACCGAGAAGCCUCAUACCACCAGCCAGAGCACCACCAAGUGGACUACUUCCACCAUCUACACCACCAAGACUAACACCAUCACCUCAUGCCCUCCCGAGGUGACCAAGUGUCCUGGCGGUGGCCACACCACAGUCGUAACUGAGACCAUCCCCGUCUCUACCACCGUCUGCCCUGUCACGGAGACUGAGGCUCCUCCUACGACCACUGCUACCACCAAGUGGACUACUUCCACCAUCUACACCACCAAGACUAACACCAUCACCUCAUGCCCUCCCGAGGUGACCAAGUGUCCCGGCGGUGGUCACACUACGGUCGUAACCGAGACAAUCCCCAUCUCUACGACGGUCUGCCCCGUCACUGAGACUCACGCUCCUCCUCCUCCUCCUCCUCCCGCUGGCAACCAGACAUCUACCCUCUACACCACCCAGACCUAUACCAUCACCUCUUGCCCUCCUUCUGUGCCCAGCUGCCCUGUUGGCAAGGUCACCACCACUGUCUACCCCACUGGCACAACCACCAUCAAGGGCUGGACCUCUAUUCCCGCUGUUCCUACUCAGCCUACUGGAGUUCCUCCUGUUCCCACUCAGGCUACUCAACCUACUGGCGUUUCUCCUUCCAAGACCAAUCAGACCCCCCCUCCUGUUGUCACUGCUGCCGCGGGUCAGCUUGUCGGAAGCCUCGAGUUCGUUGCCGCCGCUGCAGGCCUUGCCGCUCUCUUCCUUUAA
Molecule: messenger RNA, 1158 nt
Organism: Metarhizium robertsii ARSEF 23
Lineage: Eukaryota; Fungi; Ascomycota; Sordariomycetes; Hypocreales; Clavicipitaceae
Exons: 1
Coding region: 1-1158 (385 amino acids)
Source: RefSeq, a predicted model, not a curated record